Messenger RNA from Protopolystoma xenopodis, 945 nucleotides. The record is from the annotation of a GenBank genome assembly. Lineage: Eukaryota; Metazoa; Platyhelminthes; Monogenea; Polystomatidea; Polystomatidae.
CUGGUAGUCUCGAAAUUCUACUCCAAUACGAAAAUCAUAUACUUUACUUUUGGUUUCGUUUUAGUCUUUUUUUACGAAACCUUAUGCCAACUUUGUUUUUCCAAAGUUCUUCAUACUGGACCCGGCAUCUCCGGUGUGAUUGGUCUCUCACAUCGCCCAGUCUUCGGCAUAUGGGCCGAGGUCGUCUCCACCAGCCUUCGUCUACUCGAGGCUGCCUCUUCCCUGCCUCCACAGGCAGUUUUUGGAGUGAAUCAGGCCUGGGACUCGCAGCUCAACUCCUCCACCUUUCAUUCUCACCGAUUAGUUUGUACGCAACGCUUUCUCGCCCGAGCCUAUUCGAACAAUUGCCUAAUGCCCGUGAUUUCUGAGGCUAUGCCAGGCAGUCGAGCUAGUCGAAAAGCCUCCAGAGAGGCUCGACUAAGCGCUUGGACGUGGGCACACCUCGAGCCCGAGUCUCAGCUCCGAAACCCUGCGUCUCCGCCUCAUCCCGCUUCCGGACUCGCUGUACACCCGUUCACACAACCCUUUCCCUCACCGUCCCAGACGCCUCUUCCCUCUGGUGCGGCCGAGCUAGCGAGUGCUCCGUUGCAUCCAAUCCAUGUUCUUCUCUUCUCCAACCCUGUCGGCCACAAUAGGGUUUCAACUGCUGAUGGAGUUUUCGCGUCAGAAAUGAAGAAAACUUCGGCAGUCGCUGGAGAAGACGAGGCGGAAAGAGCCAGACUACUGCUGCUACGCCUGGCGCUUGUCUGUCCGCCUGACAAUCUUCCAAAGCCGCUCAAAAUGGUACUUCAGCUAAUUGUUGAAUUGUAUGCAUCUCAUGAUUUGGAGGAUAACGGUUGUGUGGCCCCUCGUUUGCUCGCCAUAUCUUUCGCUGUAUGGAAGUGGCUUGAGCUCGUUUUGCAAUUUGGUUUUAUUGUCAGUACGACCUUGUUUGACAAUUGCUAA